Fimicolochytrium jonesii is the source of this 1153-nucleotide messenger RNA. RefSeq lists its product as uncharacterized. The transcript has 5 exons. Lineage: Eukaryota; Fungi; Chytridiomycota; Chytridiomycetes; Spizellomycetales; Powellomycetaceae. The coding region runs from base 245 to 934 and encodes 229 amino acids. The record is from RefSeq and is a predicted model, not a curated record.
CGAUCGAAGCUGCUUCGUUGGACAAACUGGGCGGACUGGCGCGACUGAACCUGACGAACAAUUUGCUUGAUGAGGUUCCGAAAUCGAUAUGUGAGAUCGAUACGUUGGUGCAUUUGGCCCUUGGAGGGAAUGCGAUUGGGAGUAUUCCUGAUGAGAUUAUCAAACUGAAACAGCUGGUAAGUAACCUUGCUUAAUCAACGGGCCUGUAAGAAACGCUUUAUGCUUAGAAGGAGAUCUUCCGGUGAUGUGCCAAAAGCAAUUCCUCGGCAUGAAUAACAACCAGUUGAAAACCAUAAACAAGGUCGUCGCUCAGCUCCCGUCGCUUUCAGGAAUCUCUUUCGCGGGAAACCCAUUGACGGAUGCAAAAUCGGAAUCGGUCGAGCUGAGCAGCAUCGUUUCGGUCAUACAUGCAUUCGUAGGGGCAGAGGACACCGAAAGCGAUGGCACAGCUGCUGCAACAGUAAAAACGGAGACCCCAGCGCCUGUGAUCAACAUCGUGGAUAGGAAACCAGCCCCGACGCCCAUCAUCACAUUGCCCGCACCCGUUUACCCGCCUGAAAACAGGCUAAGUGGGCCAGGGAGUGACUAUACGCUCUCUGCGUUGUCGAGCAUAUCCGAGUCCGACCGUAUGACAUUGGCAGGCGAAGACAACCUCUCCCCCGGUGGUCGCACCCUAUGCGCCGAUUUGGGCACGCCGGCACAAUCCUCAACGCCAGAAGCCUUCGAUUCCGACCCAGCGCUACCGAAGUCGUCCCCGCUACGCCAGGAUAUUUCAAAGUUUGUGCACGGAACACCCACGAGCCCUAUGAGCCCUAUGAGCCCUUUCGGAGCGUUCGGCUUGGUCGAAGGAUCGGUGACGGUGGGGUCUGAGACGGAAGCUGGGCAGGGGCUUUCUCGGAGAGCCGCUUCUCAAGAUUCCAUGACGCACUCGUAAAUCAACUACAAGUGACGUUGCUUCUUUUUCUGCUCGUCGAGCUAUGUAUUUCUACAUUAUCAUGAUCAGAAGCUAUCAGUUGCUAUUUGUAUGGUUGCUUGCUCUCAUCCCUCGCAAUGUCUAAGCUCUUCACUUCCCUAACGCGGUACCCCACCCUUGUGCAAAAACGUGAAUGCUGACUCAAUCCUCCGUAUCCCACUCCUUCGCCGCCUCCUCGGA